This is a messenger RNA of Histoplasma capsulatum G186AR, 3431 nucleotides long. RefSeq names its product RNA-binding protein. The transcript has 13 exons. Lineage: Eukaryota; Fungi; Ascomycota; Eurotiomycetes; Onygenales; Ajellomycetaceae. The coding region runs from base 1 to 3363 and encodes 1120 amino acids. Gene Ontology annotation, molecular function: RNA binding. The record is from RefSeq and is a predicted model, not a curated record.
AUGGCCGAGCCAAACACCAGUAAAAUGCUCUACCGCAGAGUGGGCAAUUCAGGACUCCAUGUCUCCGUGAUAUCAUUAGGAGGAUGGUUGACCUAUGGUAGACAUGUAGAUGAAGAGGGAACAAUGAAGUGCAUGAAACAGGCCUAUGAUCUAGGCAUCAACUUUUUCGACACGGCAGAGAGCUACGCCGCCGGCGAAUCUGAGAUUGCUAUGGGUAAGGUCAUUAAAAAGCUUAAAUGGAAACGCAACGAUCUAGUCAUCAGCACCAAGGUCAAUUUUGGUACCGCCCAUGGAGAUGUAGAGAUUAACAAUUAUGGCUUGUCUCGAAAACAUAUUAUCGAAGGAACAAUGGCUUCCCUCAAACGUCUGGAGCUAGAUUAUGUCGACAUUAUAUUCGCCCACCGUCCCGAUAGACUUACGCCUAUGGAAGAGGUCGUUCGGGCUUUCAACUACCUUAUUGAAAAAGGGCUGGCAUUCUACUGGGGAACUUCUAUGUGGUCAGCAGACGAGAUUGCCGAAGCGACUGGAGUUGCCAAGGCUCUCGGUUUAAUCGGACCCAUAGUUGAACAACCGCUGUACAACGUGAUCGACCGGCAGAAGGUCGAAGGAGAAUAUCAGAGAGUGUUAGCCCGGUGUCGAAUUGGAUUGACCGUUUUUUCGCCCCUGAAGGGCGGUAUCUUGACCGGGAAAUACAACGAGGCGGCGGCAGAGCCUCCCAAGGGCACCCGAAUUGCGGUCAGCACUGAUAAAGAUACCACAUCUGUUAGGAAAGGCUACGGGAACGAGGCUUGGAAUGCGAACAUCCAGAAAGUGGCCAAGCUCAAGACAAUCGCCGACCGACUUGGGUGCAAAGUAUCAGCAUUUGCCCUGGCCUGGUGCUUGAAGAAUGACAACGUGUGUUCUGUCAUCACGGGCGCGUCGAGACCGGAGCAGGUGGUCGAGAACGUCGAGAGCCUGAAGGUGCUUCCGAAGCUCACUCCUGAAAUAUUGGCCGAAGUCGACGAGAUGUUGGGUAACAAACCUCAACUGGAUCCCGCCAGAGUUAUGUGCUGGCCCCUUUCACUCUCUGAGAAAUGUCGUAUUCAUAAUUGUGCCCUUGGUACGAUUACCAACGCUCCAAGCUUCGUUGAGGCUAGUUCGGAGCACGGCGCCGCUGGUGUAGAGUGCUCCUUUGAGCUUGGAGAGGACACCACAUCUCCUUCUUCCCUUUCCAAACCUUCGUGUUUUGUCCAUGAUAUCACAAUAUGUCUUCCUAUACCCCUGGGGAUAAAGGGCACCGCGGUGCCCAGCCUUACAAUCAGUCAAGUCGCCGCAACGGGUGGAAUGGCCGCAUGUAUGAUGACAGAACGUCUCGCUCCCACUCCCGCUCCUGCUCCCCACCACAUGUUGUCCCACGAUCCAGGGACCGUAGACACGGCUCACCAGGCGGUACACGCUCUCCUCCGCAUGACAUUUCUCGGACUCCGCCUCGUGGUCCAGCGGCAGAUAGGAGGCAUCCCGGCCGGGAUGACGAAAUUCCAAUGGCUAGGGAUUACCGACCUAGAGAGCGAGACAAGCACCGACGCCCCUCUUGGUCCCCUCCACGGCACCGUGGAAGGCCGUCAUAUAGAGAUCGUGACCGUGAGGGAUACCGCUCUCCUGGAUAUGACAGUCGCAGUAGAAGCCGCAGCAAAAGUCGGAGUCGAUCCAGAAGCCGCAGCCAACGUGGGCCCCGACGUCCUUACUACGGUCAAGAAAGCCGAUGUUCGCGUCAUCCGCGAUCGCCAAACGACCUAUAGUCGAGAAAGAGAAGACCGCAAUCGAAUCAAAGCUGAAGGAGAGUGGACAUGCAAGAUGUCAAUUACGCGACCAGACAACGCUGUUUCAGAUGCCAAGCAGUUCGAGCAGGUAUGUCUAUUGAAGUGUCGAGUUUCACAAGGUCUACGGCUGACAGAUGAAGACUUUGUUCAACUUCCUCCUGGGGUAGCCAACCCUCCACGUGUUGCGAAUCAUGGUGACAACGAUGUAGCUCCCGACGGAUCCCCUUCCCAGUUUAUUCUUCUUCGAGGCCUAGAGGCGUCCGUUACCGAGGAACUUCUUGCUAAAGGCGUAACAAAACUCUACAAACCAUCGUCUGGGUCAGAUGGUUACAAUGCACCUCCUGCUGCAAAAAAAGGAGCAAAGGUCGCCUCUACAACGGGAGAUGCCAAUAUAGGGGCACGCGAGGGCUCAAUACGGCGUGUGUUGCUCAUACGAGAUCGCCGAAGUAACGAAAGUUGGAAGUAUGGUUUUGCGGAGUUUGCAACAGUAGAAGAUGCCCAAGCCGCUCUUACUAGAUAUAACUCUUUCGAAACAUUCACAAUUUCCUCGAAACCUGUUUUAGCUAGUUACAUCCACGCUGGCGUCUUCGUUCCCGUCAUAAACCCUACAGCCAGCACCGAUCGGUUUACCUUCAGCCCACUUGGCAACCCUUCCAUGAAAUUAGCAUACUGGGACGAGAAUGCUUAUGCAACGGAGUUAGUAGUGUCGACGGAAGAUCCAGAUAGGAACCGUUCUAAAUCUCGAGCGACAAAAUCCACACCGACUGACAAGAAUCCCAAACCCGUCAAGGAGGCUGAGAAGACGAAGAAGAGAAAAGCGGAUGCUGGAGGAAUCCCUAGCACAAAGAAGCUUGCCGUUCCGAGUCAUUUACAGUUUUGGAGCGACCGCCACGCCGAACUACAUGGUAUUCAGCGUGAGGAAGCAAAAGAAGGAAGCUCGGGCAGCGAACAUAAACAGGGUGUCAGUGAAGAAGGUGGUUCAUCUUCUGUUUCUCCUGCACCAACACAGUCUUACGCGGAUUUUAACCGUAAAUGUUGUUAUCUGUGCAUGCGCCAGUUUAAAACAGAAGCGGAAGUGAACAAACACGAAAGACUCAGUCAGCUUCAUCGUGAGAACAUGCAAAAUGAAGAGCUCAAGACCAGAGCUUUGGCGAAACUAGCGAAGAAACGGGACCAGGCCGAACAACAGCUCUCUUCAGAGUAUCGAGACCGGGCGAAGGAACGACGUCAAGCAUUCGGGGCAUCGGUGAAAUCGAAGGAGAAGAAAGUGGAAAAGGAAAUUGAGGAAACAGCACCAGUCCCUCUCAUGUCGAAGGGCGCAGCCCUUCUCGGCAAAAUGGGCUGGUCUGCUGGUUCAGGACUUGGCGCGGAAGGGUCUGGGAUGACAGCUCCCAUCGCUACUGAUCUGUAUGUCCAAGGCGUUGGGCUGGGUGCUCAGGGAGGCAAGCUUGGCGAUGCAGUUCGGGAAGCCGGAAUGAAUACAAGGGGUAGGUAUGAUGAUUUCCUCGAGAAAACGAAGGAGACUGCACGUGAGCGGUACGAGAGGAUGUCGAAGGAGGGUUAGGCGGUGGUAUCGUGUGCACAUUUCUUCCUUGUAUUACUACUCCAUAGAAACCUGUUAUAUUUUUCUUG